Colletotrichum scovillei is the source of this 3731-nucleotide messenger RNA. RefSeq lists its product as uncharacterized. The record is from RefSeq and is a predicted model, not a curated record. The coding region runs from base 1269 to 3230 and encodes 653 amino acids. NCBI's taxonomy places the organism in Eukaryota, Fungi, Ascomycota, Sordariomycetes, Glomerellales, Glomerellaceae. The transcript has a single exon.
GAGCCGCUACUGGUGUGUCCGUCAGUCACAAACGCUCCACUGUCACUCGCCUUGGACGGCUUGACUAGGUUCCCUUGGGUUUAGCCUAGGUGGGGGAUUCUAGCGUGCUCAACCGCUGUGCGACUGCAACCCGUGGACCUUGGACGCCCUCCCCCGGUCACCACGCUCUGCUGCUGCACCGACUGCAACUGCAGGACUGCACGGGGGUUCAAGCGAGCAGUGUGUGAAGUUUGGUUCACCUCAACUUUGGCUUGGUGAGGUACUUUUCGGUGUUCGAGGGCCUGUCGACCUUUUUCACUGCAACCCUCAGGCACGAGCACAGGCUCAGGCGCAGGCACAGGUCUCUUCCCAUUCGUACCUAUCCUGCCAGGACCAGAGGUGUUCUCUGUUCUCCCGCCCUGUCCCGGCUCCUCGAGCAAGGUUCGCGCCACCCGCUCUUUCUUCUCCACCCCGCCCACCAUCGCUGGACCUUGCCAUACAUACCACACCGGUCCGCCUCAGCCCAAGCCUGUCCGAACUUCCUCCUCCCACCUUUCUCUUCAACCACAGUCGUUCCUUUUCGCAAACACCAGCCGUCCUCCGGUGGUGGGGGUUGCGCGCUUUCGAUUUUCCCCCGAUAAGCCCAUACCUAAUCACGAGCCAUUCGCCAGUAAACAAGACGAAGAAUCAUUCCGUCCGUCUGGCUCGUCGCGACGACCUAUUUCCUUGAUCCUACCUAUCUACAGUAUUGCGACGACGAUUCCCGGCCGUCCAGACGACCCAUCCACGAAUAUCAUAACACGAAGCGACACUUGCGACGAAAUUUACCACGAUUACCAAGACAACGUUUUCUUUUUCUCUAUUCCACUCGACCAAUGUUUUGACGAGAAAGCGGUGUUGAAUCGCACGACCCUCGAAUCCAGCCGAGGCCGUCGCAUACCUGAUUGCAAUUGACUGAGCGCUCCAUACCAGCUACAGGAUCUACAUUGGUUAAGCAGUACACGACCUAGGUAGUGUGUUGGACAUAUUUUGUGUUGCACACUAAGUAUCGCGCCCAUUCUGCGCGACAGCCGUUGAGGUCAAUCGAAGCCCUUUGAGGCUCAGGGACGUUACCACGCGCUCAAAUAUCACUUUGUCUCAAAUUUGCCGCCACAAGAACAAUCGGAGGACCACGUCGCCUUUGUCCUUGGAGAGACGUUCGCCAAACGGCUUAGAAAUCGCGAGGCCUACCUGCCGCUAGCAUUUUUCCAAGAGGUCGCGACAUUCCUCGCCUCUUUAACUCCGCCAACAUGAACCCUCAACAUUCCGGAGCGGCGACACUGCCCAAAGGCUUUCGCUUCCAUGACCCGGAUCAGCAAAAUCCCAAAACACCGGAGCCUUCCGCCAUGGACGAGGAGCUUCAGCCACCAUCGCCGCCGCGUCCGCGGUUGAGACUGAAAAGGCGCGUCGCAUCCAACUUGAACGCUCCAACGACGCACUUCCUCGCGUCAGUUGCUGCCGCCGACGUCCCGAUUCCCAGCAUCGAAGAGCCCGAGUCGGCUGGUCCGGACACGCAAACACAAUUUUCCAGCAUGACGUACCCGGUCAUUCACAAUCUCAAUGACUUGAACGAGCUCGCCUUACAUAAACUUCGCGGAAGGCGUUUUUCUCCACCCAAGACGCCAGCACCUGGCGCCGCUCCCUCACUAUCCCCUAGACGGUAUCCCAACUGGUCCAUCGACUCUGCCUUCAGUAGCGGCGAGUCUACCCCGGAAUGCGAGUCCAGUCGGCCAUCUACCGCACGGUCCACGCAAACCAGCGCUUCCCUCUUCAGUCGCUUCUCCCUCGCAUCAGAAGACCUGCAGUGCAUCAGCCCAGAAACUGACGCGUCGGACCAUGUCAAACACUCAUUCUUCGACGCUGUUGAAGAGCCUACCGAACAUUCUGCCUCAUCCAAACCAAAGGCAAAGAGGAGAAAGGCCCCUUGGACGAAGGCAAUGAGUGACCACCUCUGGGCUACCUACCUUACUUAUUUACAGGACCCCAAGGUCACGCCGUUCCGUACCGCUAAGAGUGGCGUGCCACCUCACGGGGUUUGUCUUCGCGUUGCGAGGGAAGCGAAGCGAAGCUGGAGAGGUCCCAAGGGUGGAAGAAAGUCUCUCAACCCCAAGAGCGGAAGCAGCACUCCUACUAUCGAGACCUGCACCUUUCUCCAGUGGCCGCACACUUGCGCUUCCACCCGAGCUCACUUGAGAGACCUUUGCAAGCUCAAAGCCGCUUCAUCAUCGGCCCGCACCAGCAAGUUCCUCGCCAACAGCCCGACACCUUUCGGCAGAACGGCCGCGCGAUUCUGGAACCGAAGAUCCACACCGGCCCGGUCCCCAUCCGUCUUCUCAGCUCACGAUAUGACCAUGUCGCUUACUCUGAGCACUUCAGAAGCCAUGCAGCCUCAGGGUCCUUUGGCGCAACUUACCAAGUCGGAACCCGAACCUCCUGCUCAAGAAUCAAUGACCGAGCCAUUCCCACUAUUCCCCAUGGAGUUUUCUAAGGCGGAUGCUCCUCUCGAAGACCGCCCGCGACUGGGGACACCUUUCAUGGCCAACAGCUACGGGCCCAGCUCAACAGGUGCGCUGGCUGCUGCUGUCUCUUCGGUACCUCAAAGACAGAACCAAAGUCUUGGCCAUAGGCGCACGUUGCAGUCGCCGGCGCGUCUGACCAGAAGUCGAUCGAACACGCAAAAGCGAGUUGGCCGACCCAGACAAGCAUCUCAUGAACCGCGCAAGACCAAGCGACCCAGUCUUGUUUCCGACCUCUGGACUGAGCCGAUGCCUUCCGAGAGUCUACCCAAGACACCGGUCAAACCAGAAGUCGAAUUCAGCUCCACGGAUAGGAACUCACACGACGACCUUUUUGUACCUCGUACAAGUCUCAGUGGGCUCUUCACAGCCCCAAUGCAGAUACCUGCGUCCAGGCUUCAGCCUGCCAACCUACCUGAUCCCUUCUUGGCAGCACCAACCGCACCUCCUGCGAGACUCGGAUCACCGUUUCCUGGAACCAAGACUAGCUUUUCCUUCCCGAAUCGUUUCACACAGCCAGAAGAGUUUGAUCAUGGCACCAUUCGCCCGUUUGCUACGAUCCAGCAACAAGCCAGCGGGGAUGGUGGCUCUGCUCCUCCUCGUAACCUGGCUGACCGCUUGGCUUACAUUGACGAACGUCUUCGCAACUUUAGACGCCGAGACAGCAAUCGCCGCCGGUCUGAAUCACCUUUCUAGUGAAAUAUUUUCUUUGUACAUGUUGCUACGCCCGUUACUCUCACGACUUAUGAGUCCAUGCGAGUUAUCUGCUCGAUACCCCUGUGGAGAUACUCCUGCAAGGACAUACCCCUCGACUGGUACAUAGACGACAGCACGCUUUGAUGAUGGCCCCGAUAUUUCCUUGCUUCACUUCUUACGGACACAUUUGCUUCACAUAUCGAGAGGAGGAUACCCUUCCUGGCUUGGAGGACUACUUAAUGGCCACUUUGCUUGAGAUGGUUCGCGAUGUGGAUGACAUCUCCUUUGUCUUUGUUCACAGCUGUCGGUUCUCCGCAGCUCGGCUUCUUAUUGACGAUGGACAUGAUGAAACGACAUUCGGCAAGGACGUCGGAUAUUAUGUACGUAUCGACGACCGGGCCUCAUAUGGGGUUCCGGGGCGUUGUUUGAGUGGGAAACUCACCUCAAAGAUGAGGCAUUCAAAUGGAACAGAAAAGAGAAAAAAACUCAGUGAAGAGGCAG